Molecule: messenger RNA, 3038 nt
Organism: Colius striatus (speckled mousebird)
Lineage: Eukaryota; Metazoa; Chordata; Aves; Coliiformes; Coliidae
Gene: FDX1
Product: ferredoxin 1
Exons: 4
Coding region: 110-649 (179 amino acids)
Biological process (GO): positive regulation of oxidoreductase activity; P450-containing electron transport chain
Cellular component (GO): mitochondrion
Molecular function (GO): 2 iron, 2 sulfur cluster binding
Source: RefSeq, a predicted model, not a curated record
CUGCGAGAAUCGCCGCAGCCUGCGCUAGAGGCGUAAGCGGGGAGGACUUUGCUCCAGGGCCUCCGGUGGUAGCGGCGCGGAGAUCGCGCGCUCUCGUCCUGCAGCCGCCAUGGCUGCCCCGGGGCCGGCCCGGCUCCUCCAGGCUGCUGCCGCCGCUUCCUCCCGCCGCUGGCUCUUCUCUGCCUCGCUAGCAGCCGGGACGAGGCCAGCCUGCGGCAGCGCGGCCGCUGCCGUGAGGGCAGCCCGGCUGUUCAGCCUCUCUGCCCGGGCAGUGCUCAGCUCAGAAGAGAAAAUAACUGUUCAUUUCAUUAACCGUGAUGGUGACAAACUAACAGCCAAAGGAAAACCUGGGGAUUCACUGCUGGAUGUUGUUGUUGAUAAUAAUCUAGACAUAGAUGGUUUUGGUGCAUGUGAAGGAACACUAGCAUGUUCAACUUGUCAUUUAAUCUUUGAAGACCACAUAUUUGAGAAGCUAGAUACAAUUACUGAUGAAGAGAUGGACAUGCUGGAUCUGGCAUAUGGCCUCACAGAAACAUCGCGUCUGGGCUGCCAAAUCUGCUUGAAGAAAUCGAUGGAUAAUAUGACUGUUCGAGUACCAGAAGCUGUUGCUGAUGUUAGACAAUCAGUAGAUAUGAGUAAAAACUCCUAAAAAAAAAAGGAUCUUAGGGGUUUUAAAGAAGCUUAAUUAUUUUUAUAACUUAUUUUUAAAUGUGUAAUUAAAUACGGGAACUUACAUAAUUGUGAGUUAUUUUAUAUGACUACCGAUAUUAGAUUAAUGCUAUUUUAAUUUUCUUUAUAGAACCUCCUAUAUUUUUACGCUUAAAACGCAAUAAUACUUCUUACAAGUGAUCACUGGGUUAUAAACAUUAGCAAGUAAAUUGCAGACUUCCUACAACAUCUUUCUGUCAAAGCCUUUAAUGACAUUUGAAAAGUGGAUCACUUCUACAAGACUUCCCUUAGAACCCCCUGGGCAUUUCUAGGUUUCAGACCGGGAUAGGCAAGAGAACAAAGCUUGUAAGACUGCAUGGGGUCUGUGAAAGUGUUUCAUUAAAGAUGGUAUGCUCAGAGCUCCUUCAGGUUCUCAGUAAAUACGAUGGUUCCUCAACCAGUCGUGGUUUUUCAGGGUAGGGAUUUCCCAAACUUUGAGAUCCCAAUGAGAUAUGGCAAUUUUUGUCUUGCAAAAAAAUGUUGUUAAACUGACAAGGUGUUUAGGGACUGAUAGGGGAUGUUGGCAGCUGCAGCUUUAUUGCUGCAGUGCAUCUCUGCCCAAAUUGGAAGUCAACAAACCUCUGCUGAAUUUGUUUCGCUACAUGCCAAAUGGGAAAUGCAGAUGGUGCAGGGGAGGAGGGACUGUGGAGCUGUUGAAUGGUGGAGCCUCGCCACUGGAGGGAAACCUUAUUUAUUGCUGUUCUCUGAAGGUGGCCAAGUUGGGAUUGAGGAGUUUGUCAACAUAAGAUUUGUUCUGAAACCUUCUUCCCUUUCCCCCCUUUGAGCCUGUUCAGGAGGCAGUCUGGUGUUAGCCAAGGCCUUGGGCUUAGAGAUUCCCAGGAUCUGGGCCCUGCUCUCAGGAUCAGUUCAGUAAUGGUUGAUGAAAAAUGACCAAGUAUAUUUAUUCCCUAAAGAUGGACUAGGGACAGGGAGACCCCACAGUGGGAUAGCCCGUGGCCUGAUGAAGAACAGCUUUCUGUUGGAUCUUGGUGUAGUCUUUCUAAAGCAGACAGAAAGAAAAUACUGUCUCUAAGGGUCUUGUUCUUUCCAUUUUUUGUUGCCUAAAUAUGAAAUGAUUGUCACCAGUACAAUCAUUGCCCGUAUAAGGUUGUGUUAAUAUUUUGGGUGUAUUUAUGCAUAUAACAUGCUAAUUUACAAUUGAAUGAUCUCAUGUAUUCAUUAAUGCCUUAUUUGAACUGGUGGCAAUGACAUCUAGAUAUCUUUUCUUUUAUUAUUGUAUUUAUGGGAGAAGGGGGAAAACAUGAUUAUUUUUCCAGUGUUGAUCUUGGGAUCACUUUGAGCUUCAUGACAAGAAGAAAAAAAAAGUCUCUCUUUGUUAUAAAAAUAAAUAUUUUUUUUCCAAAACUGUAUUAAAAAUAGAUCAAGCUCAGAUUCUUUGGUUUCCUCUCUGAGCUAUUACUUUGUUUCUGGGUGUCCCCUAUGGACUUUUCCCUAAGAUGAGAUAACGCUUGGUAUGAUCUGCUCUGAACUUAAUCAUACAGGGUUUUUGGAAUGCAUUUCCUGUCUCAUCUCAUGCAAAACCUGACUUCAGAGGUGAGAUUUCCUGGCUUCUUGGGGAGAAGGACGGGAAUGAGUUGAAAUGUCUUCCUCUUCAGCUGCUAUGACUCUAAGCGUAGCUUAGAGGUUACUCUCCCACAUCCAGGCACUGAGGUAAAUCAAUUCUCCUUUUGUAUUGCCUUUGUCCUGAGUUCAUUUAUUAUAUGCUGUAAUUAUUACUGAGUCUUGAACUUUCGGUUUUUUACAUGACACAGCUCCUCAACUUCCAAGAGGGAAUUCAGGCAAUAACCAGCUGUACUAUGCAUUCCUACAUUGUAAAGAAAUCUGAGGUUUCAGUACAGCUGUGGAGUUUAGGGGUAGCUUGUGGCGCGUGUUGGGGUUUUGUUGGGUUUUUGUUUGGGUUUGUUGGUUUGGUGGUUUUGGUUUUUGUUUUUUUACAUACAGCACCAGGCACUUCCCAUGGGAGCCUUGAAAUGCUUAACACUGUGUUAAACAAAUGUCAAGCGACUCUCCUGCAACAAUUUCCUUUUUAAGCCAAGGUUGUUUUAUUGUGUUUCCUGUGGCAGCUUCUCAUGACAAAGACUUUGACUCUCCUAUAUUGUGCCUGGGGAAGGAAUUAUUUAGCACAGCAAGGCAAAAAAGGGACACUUCAGAGUUCAUUUUACCUUCUAGAGGUAUCCCACAUUGCAUGCAAAUAGAAAUCUCAGAAGGUGAAAGACUGACAUGUAGUCCUCCAAAUGCACAGCUCAGAGAUACUUGUUUCCUUAUUGUCAAAAUGAUUUGCAAAUAAAUCUCAUUUUAUACCACUUUGA